AUGUCGCUCAAGGAUCGUAAGGAAGCCUUUGUUACAGACCUCACAGGUGGUUCCACCUUAGACAUUUACACGGUGACUUCAAUUUCCGCGUGUUCGUAUCUAAUAUGGUGCAUCCUCAAGAAGAGAACAAAGCUCUUCGAUGAUCCGAAGGACCUAUUAGGUCAAUUGGUCGAUUUCUGUCUCAAUUGGAACAAUCUUUUGUUGGCAGUGACUGCUUACAGUAACAAUAUUUCAUUGAUGAUGUUUCUUAUAGGACUUCCGGUCUUAUUCAUCAUUUUAGGUACUAAAGAUAAGAAGAGAUCACAGAGAAGAACAAUCAAGGUGAAUUUUGAGACUCUGACACCGAAACAAUUCCUUCCAUUCAAGUCCUAUAUAACCAUUUAUAGGUCCCAGAUGAUGAUUCUUACGUGCAUUUGUAUAUUGGCUGUUGACUUCCCUCUUUUCCCUAGAAGAUUCGCAAAGGUUGAAACUUGGGGUACAAGUUUAAUGGAUCUCGGCGUUGGUUCGUUUGCUUAUUCGAUGGGUGUGAUUACUGCCAGAUCUUUUCUCAGACAGCAUUUCUUGGGCAAAUAUUCUUACAUUAGAAACAUGUUCAAGGCCAUUAAAGGUUCACUGCCUAUUCUAGCUAUGGGUCUUAUACGAUUAGCCUGUGUCAAGUACUUGAAUUAUCAGGAGCAUGUUACCGAAUAUGGAAAGAACUGGAACUUCUUCUUUACGUUAGGGUUUCUUCCAUUCUUGACUAAUUUGACUGCACCGAUUGUCUUUAAGGUUUCCCCGUUAAUUCUAAGCUUAAUUAUUGGACUUUCGUAUGAGUUUGCUCUUAAUCAGGGUGGAUUGAUGGAGUUCAUAGUCACAGCACCAAGAGUGAACUUUUUUUCUGAUAACAGAGAAGGUAUAUUCUCGUUGAUAGGUUAUUUUUGUCUCUGUUUAAAUGGCUUGGCUCUUGGUUCCAUCAUUUUACCGGUAGUUCCAGCGCCUAACAACUUGAUUAAGAUGACCAACUCCAGAGAAGAUUUUAUCAAUCAACAGAAGCAGCAAAAAAGCUGUUGGACACUUACACCUCUUCAAGGACUCUCCCUAAUGACCGUUCUUUUCCAUGUCCUCUUUUAUAUUGGUGAUAGGUGCUAUACAUAUGAAGUUUCUCGUAGAAUGACGAACUUCCUGUAUGUUAUUUGGGUGUCUGCCUACAACAGUACUUUCCUAUUGUGCUACAAAUUAAUUGAAAACUUUAUUUGGGGAGAAGUUAAGGUUCAAUACUCUACAUCCAAAGAGGAUUCCAAAACCGAGCAUUCUACUGAUUUGCAUGUCCUUGAGGCUUCGGAGACGGUUCCUAUUUCUCUGACUGCGGUCAACAAUAAUAGUCUUACCCUUUUCUUAUUGGCCAACGUGGCAACAGGACUCGUCAACAUGAAUUUCGACACUUUGGAUUCCAACGAGUGGUCAGGAAUUGCUGUGUUGAUGGGAUACGAGUUUGUAUUGGCAUUGUUCACCAUGUUGAUGUAUCAUAGGGGGGUUAUUUUCAAGUGA
Molecule: messenger RNA, 1527 nt
Organism: Brettanomyces nanus
Lineage: Eukaryota; Fungi; Ascomycota; Pichiomycetes; Pichiales; Pichiaceae
Exons: 1
Coding region: 1-1527 (508 amino acids)
Biological process (GO): protein localization to plasma membrane; GPI anchor biosynthetic process
Cellular component (GO): membrane; endoplasmic reticulum
Molecular function (GO): glucosaminyl-phosphatidylinositol O-acyltransferase activity
Source: RefSeq, a predicted model, not a curated record